Messenger RNA from Cyclopterus lumpus (lumpfish), 2444 nucleotides. It is a transcript of the gene fam114a1, whose product is annotated as family with sequence similarity 114 member A1. Bases 552 to 2393 code for a protein of 613 amino acids. The transcript is spliced from 12 exons. Lineage: Eukaryota; Metazoa; Chordata; Actinopteri; Perciformes; Cyclopteridae. The record is from RefSeq and is a predicted model, not a curated record.
UUCAGAAACGUGUGUGUGUGUGUGUGUGUGUGUGUAGGGGGGGAAUUGAUUUACUGAUCAGCUUGUUAUGUUGAGCCUUUGAACCUUGUACUAAUACAGGAGCUGGCACGUGAUGUGGUGUUUUUGCUGUCUGUUUGAAAAAUUCUAUUUAUUUUUUAGAGCCCAAAAUUACAAAUGUGCCAAUGUGCACAUACGACAGCCUCUGUCCUGAUACCUAUAUAUCAGGAUAACACCACAGUCCAUGGAAACCUGUGAGGCGAGAAAGCACAAAGACUUCGGGGAAGAAGCAGAGUAAUGUGCAUUAAUGGGACAGGAAUUCAUACAGAAGGAGAUUUUAGCAACCGCUCUUUGCAUAUUGAGAUCAGAGCAAUAAUUAGACGUUUAUUUUAAAUCACUGUCCUUUUUUGGGGGGUGAUAGUCAAACAAACAAGACACUUGAAGGCAUCUGAGGCUCUGGGAUAUUGUGACAGGCAGCGAAGAAGAAAUAUUGUCCGGUUAAUCUGUAGUGACUGAUAAUUCGUUGCAGCACUUAUUGUCAUUCUGUUGUGAAGAUGAAGGCAAAGAGCUCAAAUCAAAGAUGUCUUCUUUUCCAGAUCACCAUGUCCCAGGCCGACGUAGACCCCUCCUCCGCUGACAUGCCCCUGCACACUGACCCCGGCCCCUGUCCGGACGUCCCAGCAGCCUUUGCGCCGCCUCCAGCUACCCUGCAGUCUCCUUUGAUCCCCGAGAGUCUCGACCUCCCGCAGUCCGCCGCCGAGGGGACCGGCGCGGAGGACACCUCGGAGGGUCCGAGGGACCAACCAGAGCCUGCUGCCGGGGGCCAGGUGAUCAUCUGUGACCAACCGGUGAGCCUGGAGCCGGAGCCCGAGGCUGCAGAGGAGGAUGUGGAGAGUUCACCUCAGGAGAAAGACAAAGGUUGGGGAGGUUGGAGUUCAUGGGGGAAAUCUCUCCUGAGCAGCGCCUCCUCCACAGUGGGUCAGAGCCUGACCUCGGUUAAAACCAAGGCCGGAGAAGCGCUGCGUCUCCACAGGACCUCAGUGGGAGAGGAGGCGCGAGAAGAAGCAAAAGAGGAGGAGGAGGAGGGAGCUGAGGAGGAGGGAGCUGAGGAGGAGGAGAAGAAAGAGGGAGGAGGUGAAAGUGGAGAGACUGAGCUGUCCGGCUCUGUGGAGACACCUGUGGGUGCUGCAGCUUCUGGCAGAGGCGUCUUCUCUACGAUCACACACGCCGUGCAGAACACAGGUAAGUCGGUGAUCAGCGGCGGUUUAGACGCCUUGGAGUUCAUCGGAAAGAAGACCAUGAUUGCUCUUGCUGAGACCGACCCGGGUUUCCGAAAGACCAAGACCCUGAUGCAGAAGACGGUGUCCCUGAGUCAGAUGUUGAAGGAAGCCAAAGAGAAAGAGCGCGCCAGUCUGGGCAACCAGCCAAUCAGCGCACCCACAGCUCACUACAGCAUCCUGUUUGACGACUACCAGGGCCUGCCGCACCUCGAGGCCCUGGAGAUCCUGUCCAAUGAGAGCGAGGCCCAGGUCCAAACCUUCCUCUCCUCCCUAGGGGAAGAGGAGCAGGAGGAGGUGAAGAAGGAGCUGAUCUUCAUUAAGGACAUCUUCAUCAAGCGAGAGGGAGGGGAACAAGUAGAAGGAGGAGGACAGGCGAAGGAUAACGGUGAUCUAAGUUCCCACUCACACUGUUCUACCCCCCUAUCCGCCGAUGGCGAGGAGUUUGUGAGCGUUCUCACCGAGCUGCUGUUUGAGCUUCACGUUGCCGCGACGCCGGACAAACUCAACAAGGCACGGAGGAGGGCCCACGAUUGGGUGAGCGAGGUGGAACAGCCCGUCACUAUGGAGACGGUUGACAUGGAAAAGCAGGACCAGCCAGCAGGAGACGCCUCACCUGGCGAGAAGGAAAAGGAGGAGAUGGAGAAGAAGGAUGGGGCGGAGCAGCAGGGGGGCGAGGGGAAGGGUGGAGAGGAGGAGGAUGAGAAGGACCCCAGAUCUUUAGAGGCAGUCUACCUGUCGUCAGUAGGCAGUCUGGCAGAAGUGACGGCUCGCAGCAUCGAGCAGCUCCACAAGGUGGCAGAGCUCAUCCUCCACGGCCAGGACCUGGAGAAACCAGCCAGAGACCAGGCUCACAUCCUCACCAGGUUGACAUGUGCCAUGUGUAAGGAGGUGGAGUGUUUGGCCAAGAAGUUCUCCGACACACUGCUUCUUGUUGGGGACCAGAGGAAAGCAGAGGAGUUGAAUCCGCUGGUGGACAAUGUGCAGUUAGAGGGCUCCAACAGUACCAACUACAUCGAGAAUGCACUGCAGCUGCUGCUGCCCGUCCUGCAGAUCUCCCACAUCCAGAGCCUGCACUGUCGCUCCACCACAGAACCAGCAGCAGAGACGCAGCACUAACACACACACACACACACAUACACGCACACACACACACACACACACACACAC